Knipowitschia caucasica is the source of this 1452-nucleotide messenger RNA. Lineage: Eukaryota; Metazoa; Chordata; Actinopteri; Gobiiformes; Gobiidae. The record is from the annotation of a GenBank genome assembly.
AUGAGCCAAUCACCGGCCGCCGUGACACCUCCCACCGGAGCUGACGGCACGAGACCAAACGGCGAAGACAGAAUUCGGAUUGAUCCCGAACCUUUGUGCUCCGGAGACUGGGUUUGUCUCGCUCCCCGCCGUGAGAGACUCGCCGCCGUUUAUCCCCAAAGCCACGGGAACGGAGAGACGGAGGGUUCCACUUCAAAAGAACAGCCCACACGUGUGAAAGAGAAGGAGAGAGAGACGGGAGAGAGAGGAGGAGAGAGAGAAGGAGAGAGAGGAGGAGAGAGAGGAGGAGAGAGAGGAGGAGAGAGAGAAGGAGAGAGAGGAGGAGAGAGAGAAGGAGAGAGAGAAGGAGAGAGAGGAGGAGAGAGAGGAGGAGAGAGAGGAGGAGAGAGAGGAGGAGAGAGAGACGGGAGAGAGAGGAGGAGAGGGAGACGGGAGAGAGAGGAGGAGAGAGAGAGGAGGAGAGAGAGACGGGAGAGAGAGGAGGAGAGAGAGAAGGAGAGAGAGGAGGAGGAGAGAGGAGGAGAGAGAGGAGGAGAGAGAGACGGGAGAGAGAGGAGAGAGAGAGGAGGAGAGAGGAGGAGGAGAGAGAGGAGGAGGAGGGAGGAGGAGAGAGAGGAGGAGAGAGAAGGAGGAGAGAGAGGAGGAGAGAGAGACGGGAGAGAGAGGAGGAGAGAGAGAAGGAGAGAGAGACGGGAGAGAGAGGAGGAGAGAGAGGAGAGAGAGGGAGGAGGAGAGAGAGGAGGAGGAGAGAGAGAAGGAGAGAGAGGAGGAGAGGGAGGAGGAGAGAGAGAAGGAGAGAGAGGAGGAGAGAGAGGAGGAGAGAGGAGGAGAGAGAGGAGGAGAGGGAGGAGGAGAGAGAGGAGGAGAGGGAGAAGGGAGAGAGAGACGGGAGAGAGAGAGGAGGAGAGAGGAGAGAGAGGAGGAGAGAGAGGAGGAGAGAGAGGAGGAGAGAGGGAGGAGGAGGAGGAGGAGGAGAGGAGGAGGAGAGAGAGGAGGAGAGGGAGAGAGGAGAGAGAGACGGGAGAGAGAGGAGGAGAGAGAGGAGAGAGAGAGGAGGAGAGAGAGGAGGAGAGGGAGGAGGAGAGAGAGGAGGAGAGGGAGGAGGAGAGAGAGGAGGAGAGAGAGGAGGAGAGGGAGGAGGAGAGAGAGGAGGAGAGAGAGGAGGAGAGAGAGGAGGAGAGAGAGGAGGAGAGAGAGGAGGAGAGGGAGGAGGAGAGAGAGGAGGAGAGAGAGGAGGAGAGAGAAGGAAAGAGAGGAGGAGAGAGAGAGACAGAGAGAGAGAGAGAGAGAGAAGGAGAGAGAGGAGGAGAGAGAGAAGGAGAGAGAGAGGAGGAGAGAGAGGAGGAGAGAGAGGAGGAGAGCGAGAAGGAAAGAGAGGAGGACAUGGGUUUGAUUCUCUUUGUGAGAGAUGGUAAAGAGGAUUCACCAUCACUCUGUCUGUUAGUUCAAUAG